This is a messenger RNA of Paramecium sonneborni, 996 nucleotides long. The record is from the annotation of a GenBank genome assembly. NCBI's taxonomy places the organism in Eukaryota, Ciliophora, Oligohymenophorea, Peniculida, Parameciidae.
AUAUAUUAAAGAGAUGAAUGAUUAGCAUUUUUAUCAUGGUUACUAAUCCUAGAAUCAAAUAAUAAAGGAAGGAUAUGCUUAUGCAAUCUCAACAAUAUGGUAUUGAUUAAUUUUCAAUUUGCAGGUUUAGAUAAUUUUAAAAUGCGAUGAAAAAUAUAAAUGGUGUUGAUAUCUCUAAAAUUGGUGAGAUAAAAAAUAAAAAUAUAAGUGAUAAUCUUCAUGAAAUUAAUACAAAUUUUGAUGGCUAUUUAGUACCUCAAUAACACAGUACGACAUUUUAACGAGUUUAUUCAUUGAGAUCGGAUGCUAUUUAUGGUUAAGAUUACGACAUUGUUUCAAUCGAUGUAUGGAAAUUUCUUAAAAUGUAUUACAAUGCAGGUAAAGAAUUUGAAGAAAAAUGAAUAUAGAUUAUGAUAUUGUAGUGUUUGUUACAAAACUUCUCCCAAAUUUAACAAAAUACUUUACUUGUGAAAAUUUAGAUGCUGGACUUUGCAUUUGUUUGGAUGUGAUAAACUUGAUAAUGGUCAUUAUUCAAAAAGAUGAUAAGAGUCUAAUGAAUGCAUUAAAAUUACCAGCUUGUCCCUCUUUAGAAUUGGUUAAAUUUAGAACUUACUUAUUUGCAAUGACAGCUCAUAAACUUGAAUCUAUAAAAUUUAUAAAUUAAGGUCAUCUUUAUUAUGAUGGUAAGAAAGUUCCAUUUAAAGGAAAUAAAACUUUAAAGGAUAUGGGAAUUACUAAAGAUAUGUAGAUAAUCCUAUCGUGCAUAAAUAUGACUAUGGCAGAUGUUGAUGUUGAGGAAGAGAUUGAAACUGAAGGAGAUGAAUAAUAAAUCGAAUAAAGUAAAAUUAAAAUACACUAAUAGAUUUACGUACUAAACAAGAAUUCUUAGAAAUUUUAAAACUCAAUUUGAAUCAGUAAUCUACUGAAUAGUUGACUCUUAAAUCUAUCUAAGAUAUAUAGCAAUCUUUAGAGGAAAAUGAUUUCUUUUAAGUUUGA